This is a messenger RNA of Oppiella nova, 501 nucleotides long. The record is from the annotation of a GenBank genome assembly. Lineage: Eukaryota; Metazoa; Arthropoda; Arachnida; Sarcoptiformes; Oppiidae.
ACCAUAGGAUCAGCUCAAGACUGCGGCGCCCAUCACGGGAGGGGUCGGUAUGCAUCUACUGAUGCGUAUGGGUUGGUGUCCGGGCCAGGGGUUGGGUAAGAAUAAUGAGGGGCCGGUCGACCCGAUAGCGCUGGACAUCAAAAUGGAUAAAAAGGGUUUAGUGGCCGAGGAGGAGCUGGUGCGCAAUCUGCCGGCGCAGUUGGUGUCCAAAAGGGGGGCCACCGAUGGCGGCGCCGGCGGUGGCGUCAAGAACCCGGUGUCGAUGCUGUACGAGAUGUGCGCCAAACGCAAGGUCUCUGUCCCGGUCUAUGAGCAGGUGAGCGAAGAGGGUCCGGCGCACCGCAAGAACUUCACGUUCAAGGUGAUUAUGGGAGGCGUGGAAUACCAGCCCUCAGUGUCCAGCGCUAACAAGAAGUUGGCGAAAGCCUUGGCCGCCAGUGUCUGCCUCCAGAGUUUGGGUCUACUGCCGAAGAAUAAGAGAUAAUUAAGUGAUAAUAGGAU